AGGAGGGGGGGAAAGGGAAAAGGGUUUGGGCGUUCUGGAACCAAACUAGCUCUCAUCGCCGGUUAGGCAGCGGUACCUCCUCUCUGCAAGAAGCCCUGUACAUACGUGUACGUGGUCAUUCACACUUUGGAUACACCUAUCUGUCCUAUCAGUGGAAUGAACAUAUAUAAGCGAGCCGUCUAGUUAGCUUCGUGCAAGUGAAGGCGAGUAUACAUGAACCAGGAAUCUCAGUGUACGGCGACAAAUGCUUGCCAGCAUGUCGUUCCCUGCGCCCUCUCUCGUCCAUCAUAGCCUGCCGGUGGUUGUCAUGGCCGUCCUUCUUGUCUGGGCUGCUCUAGUGCUUGUGCCCCGCUGGCGCAGGACAGAUCCAGCGACACGCAGCGUGACGCUGAAGCCGCCCUUAGCAACCGAUCUUGUCGUCUUCUCAGGACCACAAGGCCUGCCCGAGAUCACGACCGCAGCGGCGGCCACCCAACCGAUCCCCAUUCCCACUCGCAACCCCCACGCCCGCGACCGCACUCAUGCUACCAACGACACCAGACACAGUCACUCCACCACCUCGGCCGUCAGCUUCGGCUCCUCCUCGCCCCCAGACUCCACCCGAACUCAAGUCACCGACCCCGAGUCCGACCCAAACACCACCACGGGCACGGCCAUCUCGGUCUUCCCUUGGCGCUCUCCGCCCUACAGCCUCGCUCUGCUCCCACAGCACCAUCGCCUCCGCCGCCCCCGCCGCCCCCGCCGCCGACACCUCGUCCGGCGGCGUUCAGGCACUCCGGCGGCGGCAGAACACUCUGCGCCCGGAGCUGUGCUUGCCAACAAAUCCUAUAACGACGACCGCGAGGGCAACGACGCCGGCUCCGGCGACUCGGUAUUCGCCCAGAAAGGAUCGUCGUCAUCAUCAUCAUCAUCAUCAUCAUCAUCAUCGGCGGCGGCGGCGGCCGCCGCGGCGACCGUGUGGUCAGGGAGCGGAAGUGGGAGUGGAAGUCCUGACGGUGACGGUGACGGGUCGGCUGGCGGUGGCAGGGGUUCCUAUUCCGAGCAGGUGCUGCUUGUCGGGGUAGGCGGCCAGUUCUAGCCCUAGCGGGCCCUCCCGCACACUUUUUUCCCCUACCUUUGCCUCUCGCCGGAUGAAGUCGUGGUCUAUUUUGACCUGACUUGGUGGCAGCUGGAAAGCAUUUGAGCUGUGCAGCGGCGAGGAGGGGGGGUGGUGGUGGUGGUGGUGAUGUUGGCGCCGGUUGUGGUGGUCGCGGCGGCGGCGUUGAGGUAGGAGUCGGGGCUGCGGACGUUGUGGUCACCGAGAGACGAUUACCAGAGGGAAAAAGAGAGAAGAGAGAAAGGAAAAGAAAAGAAAAGAAAAGAAAAGAAAAGAAAAGAAAAGAAAAGA
Thermothelomyces thermophilus ATCC 42464 is the source of this 1387-nucleotide messenger RNA. RefSeq lists its product as uncharacterized. The transcript is spliced from 2 exons. Bases 257 to 1078 code for a protein of 273 amino acids. NCBI's taxonomy places the organism in Eukaryota, Fungi, Ascomycota, Sordariomycetes, Sordariales, Chaetomiaceae. The record is from RefSeq and is a predicted model, not a curated record.